Molecule: messenger RNA, 399 nt
Organism: Penicillium malachiteum
Lineage: Eukaryota; Fungi; Ascomycota; Eurotiomycetes; Eurotiales; Aspergillaceae
Exons: 2
Coding region: 1-399 (132 amino acids)
Source: RefSeq, a predicted model, not a curated record
AUGGGCGGCGGCAUUAUGGAUGGCGGUGAGGUCCGUCAACCAGCGCCGGGCGCGCUAGUGAGUCCAGGGAAAACUCGAGCCCCAUCAGCGGGUGAGGCAACCUUUACCACCUCCCUUUCAACCUCAACGCCGACACACCCUCAUCGCCUCCCCAUCCAAGAAUAUCGCGUUUUGCAUCGCGAUAUCUCUUCAGGAGCCUCCCCGAUACGCGACCACCAGCGGAUUCCGUCCCUUCCUCUCCUUUUUACGGCUUCGUUACGUCCGGGGACUCUAGGUCGCCGGCGCCCUCGUGGCAAGGGCUGCCAAAGGCCUCAGCCGGCCAGCUUUUCUUUCCACACCACCUUCGUUUCAUCGUCGCCGCGUGUGGAAUCGGCUUUUACGCUUUACACUUUCAUCUAG